This is a messenger RNA of Suncus etruscus (white-toothed pygmy shrew), 2190 nucleotides long. RefSeq names its product NEDD1 gamma-tubulin ring complex targeting factor (gene NEDD1). Gene Ontology annotation, cellular component: centriole; ciliary basal body; spindle pole. Gene Ontology annotation, biological process: mitotic cell cycle; microtubule nucleation. Bases 19 to 2010 code for a protein of 663 amino acids. The record is from RefSeq and is a predicted model, not a curated record. Gene Ontology annotation, molecular function: gamma-tubulin binding. NCBI's taxonomy places the organism in Eukaryota, Metazoa, Chordata, Mammalia, Eulipotyphla, Soricidae. The transcript is spliced from 15 exons.
CGGCCCAGAGGUGAAGCCAUGCAGGAAGACCUCAGAUUUGCUUCAUCAGGAGAUGAUAUUAAAAUAUGGGAUGCUUCAUCUUUGACAUUGCUGGAUAAAUUCAAUCCCCACAUAUCACCCCGUGGAAUUAGCUCACUGUGCUGGAGCAGCAAUAAUAACUUUCUUGUGACAGCAUCUUCCAGUGGUGACAAAAUAGUGGUUUCAAAUUGCAAGUGUAAACCUGUCCCUUUUUUAGAGCUUGGUGAAGGGCAAAAGCAGACAUGUGUCAGUUUGAAUUCUACUUCUAUGUAUUUGGUAAGCGGAGGCCUAAAUAACACAGUUAAUAUUUGGGACUUAAAGUCAAAACGAGUUCAUCGAUCACUUAAGGACCAUAAAGAUGAAGUAACAUGUGUAACAUAUAAUUGGAAUGAUAGCUACAUUGCUUCUGGAUCUCUCAGUGGUGAAAUUAUUUUGCACAGUAUAAUCACGAAUUUAUCUACUACUCCUUUUGGCCAUGGUAGUAAUGAGUCUGUUCGGCACUUAAAGUACUCCACAUUUAAGAAGUCACUCUUGGGCAGCGUUUCUGAUAAUGGAAUAGUAACUCUCUGGGACACAAAUAGUCAGAGUCCCUACCAUAAUUUUGAUACUGCACAUAAAGCUCCAGCAUCAGGCAUCUGUUUCUCUCCUGUCAAUGAGUUGCUGUUUGUAACUAUUGGCUUGGAUAAAAGGAUCAUUCUCUAUGAUACUUCAAGUAAGAAACUAGUGAAAACACUGGUGGCUGACUCUCCGCUGACAGCGGUAGCCUUCAUGCCAGAUGGAGCUACAUUGGCUAUUGGAUCUUCCCGGGGGAAGAUAUAUCAGUAUGAUUUAAGAAUAUUGAAAUCACCAGUCAAAACCAUCAGUGCUCACAAGACAUCUGUGCAGUGUAUAGCAUUUCAGUACUCUACUGCUCUCUCUAAGUCAAGUUUAAGUAAAGGUGGUACAAAUAAAGCCACAGCUGUGAGCAAACAAACUUCUAAUGUCUGUGGUGGACUUCAGAAUUCUGGAAUCAGCAAAGACACAGCCCUCCCUUCUGUUGCCACAGUUCUACCUCAGUCCAUGACAACAGUUGUGGGGAAGGGAGUGGUUGCUGUUCAAGACAAAGCAGGGUUGCCUCAAAGCUUAAAUACAGAUAUUUUGUCGAAGGAAAUAGACACUGGAAAAAAUCAGAAUUUCUCCAGCUUUGAUGAUACUAAAAACAGUAGUUUAGGUGACAUGUUUUCACCUAUCAGAGAUGAUGCAGUAGUUAAUAAGGGAACUGAUGAGUCCAUUGGCAAAGGAGAUGCUCUUGAUUUUCUGCCACAGUUAAACUCAGUGUUUCCUCCGAGAAAAGGUCCAGUAGCUUCAAGCACAUCAGUAUUGCAUUCUAGUCCUCUUAACAUCUUUAUGGGAUCUCCGGGGAAAGAAGAAAUUGAAACUCAUGAUCUGACAGCUGAAUCUAAGAAAACAUAUCCCAGAAAACAGGAAUCUAAAGACUCCUUUAAACAGUUUGCAAAAUUGAUGUCUGGUGUGGAGUCUGGAAUUCUGAAUACUUCUCCAAUAUCUCCAAUAUCUAACCAAACAAGAAGUUAUGAGAAAUUUGAAAAGGCAGAGAAAGAAAUCGAAGCCCAAGUAAUAUAUGAACCCACAUUUAAUGGAUCCUCAGCUCCAGUUACAAAGUUAACUUCUUCUAUUGCUGCUGGAGUUGCCAGUUCACUGUCUGGAAAAAUAGUUGAUUCCAUUGGAAAUAAUCUGACAAAUACACCGUUGACAUCUAUUCAAAUCCAUUUUAUUCAGAACAUGAUACAGGAUACAUUGGAUGACUUUAGAGAAGCUUGCCAUCGGGAUAUUGUGAAUUUGCAAGUGGAGAUGAUUAAACAGUUUCAUAUGCAGUUGAAUGAAAUGCACUCCUUAAUGGAAAGAUACUCGGUUAACGAAGGUUUGGUGGCUGAAAUUGAAAGACUACGAGAAGAAAACAAAAGACUGCGGGCCCAACUUUUGAAAUUUCAGUGAGAACAUUAUGACUUGUAAUAAAUUUCAUUUUAUAAAUACCAAACAGGUUUAGAAGUCAUAAGUGUGUUUUGCCUGGAUUCUGUAUUUAAAUUCAUUAAUAUUUUCCUAUUACAUUUUCCUAUAAAUAUACAUGAUCUGCAUUAAAUAUGUGGUAUAAAUAAAAUAAUUUUUAUAACUUUA